Gordionus sp. m RMFG-2023 is the source of this 2441-nucleotide messenger RNA. Its product is annotated as src substrate cortactin-like. Gene Ontology annotation, biological process: regulation of actin filament polymerization. The record is from RefSeq and is a predicted model, not a curated record. Gene Ontology annotation, cellular component: cortical actin cytoskeleton; actin filament; site of polarized growth. The transcript has 13 exons. NCBI's taxonomy places the organism in Eukaryota, Metazoa, Nematomorpha, Gordioida, Chordodea, Parachordodidae. Gene Ontology annotation, molecular function: actin filament binding. Bases 61 to 1764 code for a protein of 567 amino acids.
CUUUCUUCAUUAUAAUUUCGAUAUAAUGCAUCUUGUUUUAAUUAAUAAAACCACACCCAGAUGACUCCGAUUAAUAAUAAGGUAAAUUCUAAUGAUGAUUGGGAUACUGAUCCAAAUUUCAAUGAAAAUGGUGUAGAUGACCAGCCUAGAUGGGGAUGUAAAUCGAUUAUGACUGGGAAUGAAGAAUCCAUAAACUUUACAGAGUUGAGAGAAAUUGUUAAAAAAUCUCAUGAUGAUAUUAAACAAAAAGAAAUGGAGAAUAUGCCCAAAGCCUCUUUUGGGUAUGGAGGAAAAUUUGGAAUUGAAAAAGACAGAAAAGAUAUUAACGCGGAAGGAAAUGAUUACGUUGCCAACGUCCCUAAGCAUCCAUCCCAGACUGAUUACAAUAUAGGGUUCGGGGGAAAAUACGGCGUUCAAACCGAUCGGAAGGAUAGUUGCGCCUUGGGGUGGAAUCACGUCGAAAUCACCGAAAAACAUUCAUCACAAAUAGAUUACGCUAAAGGAUUCGGCGGAAAAUAUGGAAUUUCAAAUGGAACAGCUGAUAAAUCGGCUCUCCCCUGGGAUUACAAAGAGGUCAUUGAACCUCACUCAUCCCAAAAAGAUUAUGCUAAAGGAUUUGACGCCAAAGUUGGCCUUCACAAAGAUUGCCUCAAGAGAUUAGCUUUGAAGGGAGAAAGCAAGGAUAAGCAGGAUUUACACGCGUCUCAAAAAGAUUACUCCUUCGGUUACGGUGGAAACUUUGGCAGUCCCACGAUCGAUCAAAAGAACGGAGAGUUAUCAACGAAAAACGAAGACAACUCUCCAUCUCAAAUUACACCGCACGCGAUCGACCCCGGGCUCGAUUUAAAUUACGAUAUCAAAAGCGCGAAAAAAUAUUUCGAAAAACAGAUAACCGCUUGCCAGAAAAAUUCGACCAAUUUUAAUGCCAUAACAGGAAAAAUACGCAAAUUCGAUUCUAACAACUGUAGAAAUAAUGAAAAUAAUAAUAAAGGUGUCAAUGCCUCAACUAUCACCAAAUCAUGCGUCAUUCAAACCAGUGCUCAAUAUAACAGGGAGGUCGAACGGGUUAAUAAUAAGGAUCAAGCUCCCUUAAAAAGUGUUAGCGAUAGAAUUCACAAUUUCGAAAAUGCUAAAAAUAUGCCAAUCAUUUCUAAUACUCCAAACAAUUCUUUUUUAAACUAUGUUAAUGAAUUGUCAAAGGACUCUAAGAGCAACUUUGCUGAAAAUGAAAGAGCUCAAAAUGGGAAGCAGAUUGAGGAGCAUAUUAACGGGGAUAGAAUUUCAGAAAGUAUUGGCAAGACUCCAGUUAAUAUGUCCCGUCUAAAAGAUUCAUAUGACCAAAUCGAAUCUACCAAUCAAAGCCCUAUUACGAAUGGGAUAUUCGAGCUUCGGGAUCUCGUCUUAGACUCAAAUGGACAAUUAGCUGGCAAGGAUAAUCUCCCUGAUAAUUUUAUUAACAAUAAUGGGGUUUGCCACCAAGCAGAUAGCCAAGAUGCGGGUAAGUUAAUCGAAAAUGUUAGUGAAAAUAAUGGUACCCUGUCUAAUGAACAAUUUAGACACGAUGUUAAUAAUCCCGACGAUUUGGGGAUUACUGCGAUAGCUAUGUACGAUUAUCAAGCAAACGAAGAGGAUGAGCUUACCUUCGACCCUGGAGAAUUGAUAACCCAUAUUGAUAAAAUCGAUGCUGGUUGGUGGAAUGGUAUGUGUCGGGGUAAGAUGGGCCUGUUUCCUGCUAAUUAUGUUCAACUCAUUAAUUCCGAAUAAAUAUUAUAAUGGAGACGAUAAUAAACACAUUAUCUUAAUUCUUGCGCAUUUAUAAAUCAUCCCCGUUUAAUUAACCCGACUAAUGGCGAAAGCGAGGAAGCGUGUUUUUGGAUUAAUAAUAUUAAAAGAGUCUUCCCAUUACGAUUUUGGUUUUAACUAAACAAUUUAUUAAAAUAUUAAUAAUGUAUAAACAUAUGACGAUUCAUGUAAAUAUAUUAUUAUUAAGGAAUUUUUAAUUGCAUCAAUGUCCACAUACAUUUACAAUGACAAAUUUUACAAAAAUACAAGACGUAAAUUAACACUUAUAAAAAAAACACUUAAAAAUGUUAUAAGUUUCUAUUCUAAUAUUUAUUUUGUAUCCCUUCAUAGAAAAUCAAAACUCUUGACUAUUGGCCAAUCAUAUACCUUUACAUAUUAUUUAUUGAUAAUCAAUCAAACAAAAUAUUUUUCUCUUUGUUUUUACUUUUAUAUAUUUUAUGGAGAACUGAGAAAUAAUUAAAUUUUGGUGAGUCUAUUCAAUCUGAAAUCAGGCUAUCUUUUGAUAAUUUUUUUUUGGUCGAUCCAAUUUUUAUAUGUAUAUUUUUUUUAAUAUCGCCUUUAUAUUUUAAAUAUAUUAUUAAUUUUUUUAUAAAUUUAUUUACAAUACUAAAACUUAUAAUAAUAUAUAACGCGAAAAA